GAUGAUAACCAUGCAUCUUAAUCCUACUGUUUACUUUACUGCUGACUGAGGCAAUGUAUGGCUGGCACAAUUAGGGAAUGGCUCAGGAAGUGAAUAGGGUUGACCUGGACGAGGUUCCUGAGGUUGUCACCCAGGUUGGUGGGGCUCAGCAAGUUGAAGAGGGUGCUGAGCAGCGCACUAGGGGUGCUAUGCGCUGGACUAGUGCCAUGUCUAAGUUUGUGCUAAAGCGUAUGUGCCAGCUAAUUGAGACUGGGGUUAGAACUGACAAGGGAUUCAAAGAAGUCCAUUUGAACCAAGUUGCCAAGUACUUGCAAGAGUUCACUGGCAAUGAGGUUUCUGGGACUCAAGUCUAUAACCAUUUGAGGAAGUGGAGACAGAGGUGGGUGAGGGUGUCCAAGCUUAGGGAACUCAGUGGUGCCCUAUGGGUUGAUGAUGUGUGCAUGAUUAGCUUGGAGGAGGAGCACUACCUGGGACACAUCAAGGUCUGUGUGGGCUGCCUUGAUCACUCUUUUCUUUCUCUUCUAUUUAGAAAAGCACACAUCUUUAUUUCUGUUCCUAACUUAUUCUACACAAUAAAAUUAGGCUCACCCCAAGGAUGCUGA
This is a messenger RNA of Panicum virgatum (switchgrass), 602 nucleotides long. RefSeq lists its product as uncharacterized. The record is from RefSeq and is a predicted model, not a curated record. The coding region runs from base 78 to 602 and encodes 174 amino acids. The transcript has a single exon. Lineage: Eukaryota; Viridiplantae; Streptophyta; Magnoliopsida; Poales; Poaceae.